AGAGAACAACAAGAAGUUGUAUAACAAUAUCACAUUGGAAGGACCAACCAUAGAGGGGAAAAGGAAACGUUGCAACACCUGAAACGGCAGUAUUAUUGGCUGAAUAUGGCCAAAACAAUAAGAAAUGUGCUGGGAAAGUGUGCAGCAUGCAAUAUAGCAAAAUAUGACAGAAAGCCUUACAAGACGCCUCAGAUGGUCACACCUACUGUAUCUUACUACAAUCGAUUGUUUUACAAGGCUUGCUUCUGCAUGGAUUUUAAAGAAUAAAACAGCCAAGUGCAUGGAACAAAAUUUACUAGCAUUUUUUGGGCUCUUCAAUACCCCCAACAUGUUGUUAAUGGAUAAAGGAAAAGAAUUCGACAACAAUCGGAUCAAAAAACUUUUAGAGGAACUUGGUAUCGACAGCCACUUCACUACAGUAGGACAUCCGCAAUCUCAUGGAAUGAUGGAACGUUUACAUAGCACGCUAACUGAACAUUUGCACUUAUUAGAAGUUGAUAGAAACAUCUGUGGGGAAGAAGCAAUGGCAAGAGCUAUUCUGGCAUAUAAUAGUAGCAUACAUUCUUCAACAAAUUUUUCACCAUUUGAGUUAGUUGAGCAUCCAGAGGAGCAUAGAGAAGUGGAGAGAAAAAUCAUGAACGAGAAAGUUCGGAGGACAAAAAAGUAUAAUUUGGAGGUGGCUGAAGACAUGAAUAAAAUAAAAGUAGGUGACAUAAUCUUCAAGAAAAAUCAUCACAAGAGAACGAAAUCGGAUCAUAGAUUUGUUGGACCAUAUGAAGUGAUUGAUCUACUACAAAGGAACCGAGUGGAGGUAAAAAAGCAACACAACAAUGGACGAGGUAGACAUGAAAUUGUGCAUUUGAGUGAGAUUAGAAGAUCGAAAAGGAACUAUAAUGAAGAUGAGUAAGGAAAGAUUUCCAAAAUGUUUUUAUUAUGUUGUUUUCCAUGUUUUGUUUUUAUGAGUUCUAUUUACAUCUCUAUAAUAGAGAUAGUAAAGACUGGAGGGGGGUAGUUACGGAAGCCUCAGCUGACGUCUUUCACUAUCUCUAUGGAGACAGCUAAGAUUAUGAUGUUGAUUAAAUAAACAAUCAUUCUUUGUCUGAGUUUGAAUGAGACGUUUUAUUCCUAUCUACU
Nilaparvata lugens (brown planthopper) is the source of this 1134-nucleotide messenger RNA. RefSeq lists its product as uncharacterized. The record is from RefSeq and is a predicted model, not a curated record. The transcript has 2 exons. NCBI's taxonomy places the organism in Eukaryota, Metazoa, Arthropoda, Insecta, Hemiptera, Delphacidae. Bases 164 to 907 code for a protein of 247 amino acids. Gene Ontology annotation, biological process: DNA integration. Gene Ontology annotation, molecular function: nucleic acid binding.